Molecule: messenger RNA, 1815 nt
Organism: Melampsora larici-populina 98AG31
Lineage: Eukaryota; Fungi; Basidiomycota; Pucciniomycetes; Pucciniales; Melampsoraceae
Exons: 7
Coding region: 1-1815 (604 amino acids)
Biological process (GO): interstrand cross-link repair
Cellular component (GO): nucleus; mitochondrion
Molecular function (GO): single-stranded DNA 5'-3' DNA exonuclease activity
Source: RefSeq, a predicted model, not a curated record
AUGAACCUCUCUCAUGAAACUAAUAACAAAACAAGCAAGAAUAGUACACCAGAAUCUGAAUACGAUGAAGUGAUAUGGGACGAAGAAGCAUUGGCCAUCAUAGAUCAAAUACAAGCUGAUUUUAUCUCGAAACAAGCUCAAGCUACAUCAAAUCCCGUCAAGAAAGAGCUAUCAAAUUCACAUCCAAUCACGCCGCCCACUCAUCUGAUAAUCGAAUGUGAACCCGAGACAAGCACAACUGAUUUGAACAGUGCUAUAGUAGCUCCUUCUAUCAAUCCGACUAUGAAAUCAAUGAACAACUCUCUCUGGAACUCUAGCACAAGUCUCUAUCAAAGAUAUCGCGCCAGACGUGGUUUUCUAUCAGCCUGGUGUGAGACUCAAGUAGAAUAUGGGCUACUAGGUAAAAGAUACCUGCCACCAAAAAGUAGACCAAAAUCGAUCAUCACUCGUGCAGGGACGGAAAUCAAAAUCAAUUCAGACGCAAUGUUCACGCGUCAAAAAGUUUUGGAUGGUGGUACAGCUGUUCAUACUAAGUUGGAAAAAGAAAUCGUACCUGACAAAAUCCCGAUCAGAACUGUUUCAGCUGUUGACAUUUGGGGAUUGAAAAUAUUGAAUACCAUCAUCAAUCUAGAUAUACUCCGCGAUACUGGUAUCACGUGGGGCUUCGUCGGUGACUUUCUCGUCUUAGGGAUAAUCGAUCAACUUGAACUCGACCCCAAGCCACAAUACAUUGAACCGCGUGAUCCUACUCGAGUAGGUCGCACACUGGAUGACUUCUUCUCGCCAUCCUCUAAUACACAAUCUCAACCACAGAAAAGUGUACAGAAUGAGCAACCGGGCCCAUCAUACCCUGUGGUCAUGAUUAGCGAUAACAAGACAAGGCCAGAUACAAGCUUACCGCCGUCUCUGUUCACCGAAUCCACUCGCUUUCAGUUGAUGCUGUAUAAAUUGCUAUAUGAUCAAUUAUCAACACGAUCACUCGAUUUUACUAAACUAUGUGAUCGACUUCAACUUGAUGAGAAUGAAACUUUUAGCGCUGAAUUCAUAGAACAGAUCCUACCACUCACACAAGGCAAGGAUGAAUUACCAAUGAACCUGAGACAGAUGUAUGAUUUGCUCUUAAGAGAAAUGUCAAAGUUGAGUGGUGGAAAUAAGUCCAGUGACACGUUGGAAAUCGUAUAUCGUACAAGAGAGACAAGUCGAAAGAAACCAAAACAAUUAGAACUGAGGAUGGCACCCAACGAGAAGGCUAAAGUUGUUUUACCUAGAACCCAAGCUGAGGAAGAGGAACAAAUAGCUCGAGCGAUCUCAAACUCAUUAGCCGAUUCGAAAAUCGCUGUUCCUGAUGAAGGCCAAGUGAAAAGCACGAAUCAGACUGAAAGCACUCUAGCUACAGAUGUUAAACCAACGAGCAAACCUUCGGAAUCACUCCAAAAAGAAGAUUGUAGAAACACUAACUUGAACCAACCCGAAGUUGAGACCAACUCAAUUGAAAAAGAAGAGGUGCUGCCAUCAUCCGGCUCAAAAUCUGAAGUAGCCGAACCGAGAGUGUCAUACAAAAGGAAAGAAAAAGGUUUAAUUGCGUCUGUCUUAUUAGGAUAUGAUCGUCGCCUAUUAGACAAUUUUCUCGAAAGUGCUCUGUCCUUCUGGAAUGGCGAACGAGAACCUGCCGGUGUACCUGUCACUGAGAUUGAUCGAUGUAGGCAAGUGACUUUCUUCAUUCUUUUUAACAUCUUGUUUGGAGAUGCGGAAGAGAGCAGCCAUUUGACUCGAAGUGGGCUAAUGUCAAAUUGCAACGGAUAUGAAUUUUCCUAG